This is a messenger RNA of Pseudomassariella vexata, 348 nucleotides long. Its product is annotated as cytochrome c oxidase assembly protein COX16-domain-containing protein. Gene Ontology annotation, biological process: mitochondrial respiratory chain complex IV assembly. NCBI's taxonomy places the organism in Eukaryota, Fungi, Ascomycota, Sordariomycetes, Amphisphaeriales, Pseudomassariaceae. The record is from RefSeq and is a predicted model, not a curated record. Bases 1 to 348 code for a protein of 115 amino acids. The transcript is spliced from 2 exons. Gene Ontology annotation, cellular component: mitochondrial inner membrane.
AUGGCCGUAUUUCCCAACAAAAAGUUCCGCGGCUCGGCCGACGCAGGCACAUUCGCGGCGAAGUAUCGCGGGCUCAUGGCCAAACACCCCUUUCUGCUGUUCGGCCUACCCUUCAUGUCCAUUAUCGUGGCCGGUUCCUUUGUCCUGACGCCAGCGACCGCCGUACGAUACGAAAAGCAUGACCGGAGGGUACGGCAAAUGACCCGCGACGAGGAGCUAGGCGUUGGCAAAGCAGGUCGUAAGAUCAAUAUUAAAGAUGAAUACUAUAGGCUCGCUGCGAAGGAUCUCGAUGACUGGGAGCAAAAGCGUGUCAAGCGAUUACCAGGAGAGCAUGAUGGAGUCCUAUAG